This is a messenger RNA of Onychomys torridus (southern grasshopper mouse), 3191 nucleotides long. RefSeq names its product calcium/calmodulin dependent protein kinase ID (gene Camk1d). The record is from RefSeq and is a predicted model, not a curated record. Bases 294 to 1451 code for a protein of 385 amino acids. The transcript is spliced from 11 exons. Gene Ontology annotation, cellular component: intracellular anatomical structure. Lineage: Eukaryota; Metazoa; Chordata; Mammalia; Rodentia; Cricetidae. Gene Ontology annotation, biological process: peptidyl-serine phosphorylation. Gene Ontology annotation, molecular function: ATP binding; calmodulin binding; calcium/calmodulin-dependent protein kinase activity.
GGGAGCAGGAGCCAGGCAAGAAAGUAGCAGAAAGUGAGGCUGGCAGGCGGCGGCAGAGGCAGGAAGUCUGUGCCGGAGAGCAGCAGAAAUUAGAGCCAGGGAGGGACCGCGGCAGCAGCAGCCAAGGCGAAAGAGGAAACUGCCAAAAAGGAAGCUCUGCCGCAGCUCGAGUCUCCCUGCGAACCGCAUCCUCCGGCUCUGCAUCCCCGCGCCCAGCAUCCCCCUGCGCCCGCGCCGCGCCCCCGGCGCCCCUCCCCAGCGCACCCCCGGUCGCCCCACAGCGCUAGUCUGCCAUGGCCCGGGAGAACGGCGAGAGCAGCUCUUCCUGGAAAAAGCAAGCGGAAGACAUAAAGAAGAUCUUCGAGUUCAAGGAGACCCUCGGAACUGGGGCCUUUUCUGAAGUGGUUUUAGCUGAAGAAAAAGCAACUGGGAAACUCUUCGCCGUAAAGUGCAUCCCGAAGAAGGCGCUGAAGGGCAAAGAGAGCAGCAUCGAGAAUGAGAUCGCCGUUCUCAGAAAGAUUAAACAUGAAAACAUUGUUGCCCUGGAAGAUAUCUAUGAGAGCCCGAAUCACCUGUACUUGGUCAUGCAACUUGUGUCCGGUGGAGAACUCUUUGAUCGGAUAGUGGAGAAGGGGUUUUACACAGAGAAAGAUGCCAGCACUCUCAUCCGCCAGGUCCUGGAUGCUGUGUACUAUCUCCACAGGAUGGGCAUCGUCCACAGGGACCUCAAGCCUGAAAAUCUCUUGUACUACAGUCAAGAUGAGGAGUCCAAAAUAAUGAUCAGUGACUUUGGUUUGUCAAAAAUGGAGGGCAAAGGAGAUGUGAUGUCCACGGCCUGUGGUACCCCAGGCUACGUUGCUCCUGAAGUUCUUGCUCAGAAACCAUACAGCAAAGCUGUUGACUGCUGGUCCAUUGGGGUGAUCGCCUAUAUCUUGCUCUGUGGCUACCCUCCUUUUUACGAUGAAAAUGACUCGAAGCUGUUUGAACAGAUCCUCAAGGCAGAAUAUGAGUUCGAUUCCCCCUACUGGGAUGACAUCUCCGACUCUGCCAAAGACUUCAUUCGGAACCUGAUGGAAAAAGACCCAAGUAAAAGAUACACAUGUGAGCAGGCCGCCCGGCAUCCGUGGAUUGCUGGUGACACCGCCCUCAGCAAAAACAUUCAUGAAUCCGUCAGCGCCCAGAUCCGGAAGAAUUUUGCAAAGAGCAAAUGGAGACAAGCGUUUAACGCCACAGCCGUCGUGAGACAUAUGCGAAGGCUACAGCUCGGCAGCAGCCUGGACAGUUCAAAUGCAAGUGUCUCAAGCAACCUCAGUUUGGCGAGCCAAAAAGACUGUCUGGCACCUUCCACGCUCUGUAGUUUCCUUUCUUCUUCGUCGGGGGUCACAGGAGUCGGAGCUGAGAGGAGACCCAGGCCCACCACUGUGACGACAGGGCACACUGGAAGCAAGUGACCCGGCUCUGGAGGUGGGACCCAGGGGGCGGAGCCGGGGAAGGGGAAGCCCCAGGCCGGCCGGAGCAGCUCCAGCAUCGGAGACCCCACCCACCCUGCAUGGUGCGCCUGCAUAGGACUGGAAGACAGAAGUUUUUUAUGGCCAUAUUUUAUACUGCAAUUCUGAUGUGUUCAUUUCUCACAAACUGUACUGACUCAAGGGGAGCUGACUUCACAGGAUCUGGUGCUGUAUAUACGAAUCUUGCAAAGCUCUAACUGAAUGGACCUUCUUGCUCCCCUCCCCCAACUCCACCACUUCCGCUCUCUCAGUGUAGGAAGCCAUCUAGGGUGUAUUUUUUCAUGAAAAAAAAAAAAAAGGUUUCAACUGGAUUAUUUAAAUAUUGGUAAAUGUUGUGCAUUAGGAUUUUUUUUUUUUCCUUUUCGAGACGUGUCUUUUUUGAUCUCUGUCAGUUACAUGACCUCUCAUUUGCUCCUUUAAUGGUGGCUUUACGUUACCUUUAAGAGAUUUUUUUUCCCUCCAGGAGGAGUUAAAAGGUAUUUUUUUUUUUUUUUUUUAAAUUCUAAGAGGAUCAAGAAUCCAUCAACAAGGCUGAGUGCACUUUACUUGUUCCCUGGCCCUCCGGAGGUCACCCCGCCCCUGGGCUGGGCAGGCUUCUCUCCAGGUGGCUUUUGGCAGGGAACCUGCAGAAAACCUUACCAGCAGUUUCCCCUGAGAACCCCUAAGCAACCACAGAAGAGAUAACCUUGUUCCUGCCCUAAACUCCAGGCUCCACAUUACUGGUGAACUGAGCUCCAGGAACAGGAUUCCAGCAGGGCCUAGGCCCAGGAGCCUCCCUCAGAGGCGGGACUAGCUGCCAUCUUGUUUUUUAAAACAAACCACACACAGCCCUCAUUUCUCAUGGAGGAUGAUGGAUGAAACUCUGUUCUCAGCUAUGCACUUUCAAAACGACUCACUCUAUGUUUGUUUUAAUUUUUAAAAUUCAUUUCUAAUCCUACCCUUCAAAUGGCCUAUAGCACACACUCCCCUCCCCUACCUCCACAUUCUUACCCUAUUCUCCCAAGAACAUUAGCCAAGGGAGGGGACAGAAAAGGCCUCGAAGAAGAACCCUUUUUGUUAGGUGAGAAGGAAAGGCACCAAGUGAGCAGGAUAUGGCCCACCUCAGAGAUGGCAAGGUAAAGCUGGUACAUAAGCCUUCCCUUACAUCAGAGAAAUCUAAAAUGAAAAGUAGCUGGGGUGGUCAGGGCAUUGUAUGCCCUGGUUUGCCAGGGACUGAAGAAUUUCCCCGGAUAUGGAACUUGAAGGCUAAAAUCAGGACUGUCCUAUGAAAACCAGUCCAUGUCAUUGACCUGCACAGUGGUUAGAUAUACGAGAAGAGCAGGCACAGAGCGCAGGCCAGGGCAGACAUUCUCCAAGGCGGCUCUCAGAGACCCAGGCAAGUAGCUUAAAUGCCAGUUUUGCCAGCGUUCCCCUUCAGCUCUCAUGUCUGUUUAAAGCCUGAGCCUCAGCUGCAGUCAGCUGUAGCCAACCAAGAUGGGCUGUGAUAGGUGUCCCUGAUGGCCCAGGCACAGUCCUGAGGUGGUUGUCCUCAUGCCUCUCUCAGUCCUGCUGGACAAGUAAGCCAUCCUUGUCACUUGUACGCUUUCACCCCAGCCCUCCCCAGUGCACAUGGCAAACAUGAACAUACAUGAACAUAUGAACAUAUACAUAUUCUCUCUCUCUCUCUCUCUCUCUCUCUCUCUU